Messenger RNA from Euleptes europaea (tarantolino), 1807 nucleotides. RefSeq names its product G protein-coupled receptor 61 (gene GPR61). Bases 321 to 1685 code for a protein of 454 amino acids. Gene Ontology annotation, molecular function: G protein-coupled receptor activity. Gene Ontology annotation, biological process: G protein-coupled receptor signaling pathway. NCBI's taxonomy places the organism in Eukaryota, Metazoa, Chordata, Lepidosauria, Squamata, Sphaerodactylidae. Gene Ontology annotation, cellular component: plasma membrane; endosome; signaling receptor complex. The record is from RefSeq and is a predicted model, not a curated record. The transcript has a single exon.
CAGUUCUCGUGGUCUUUCCAUAAUGUCAUGCUAUGCCCAAAGAAGUACAAUCAAAAUGAGAUGAAAACAGUAACACCCAAUUUAAGUAUAGUCCAAGGGUAUAAUGGCUUGCAGAACUGAGGGGCGUUGGGAGGUGCAAUAGCCCUCAGCGUACAAGGUUAUUCAGCUGGGAGAUAAAACUGGCAAAAAAGAUGGCAAGAAUGUAAUUCUGGGGGUUGGGGGUUGCUGGUUCUCACGGCCACUGUUGAUUCUCUCUGAUUACUCUCUGGAGACCCACAAUAGGAUGGGUGAUGGACUUGUAAAGGGAGGUGCUAGUCUCCAUGGAGCCUCCUCUCCCCACUCAAUGGGUGCGGAAUUCCGCCAGGAUAAGAAGGUUGCUGCAGACAUCCGAGAGUUCUAUGCAUCUCAAUUCCAGCCUGGAUGCCAAGACCAGAGAUGUGGCUUCUGAGUCUGUGGGUCUCUUCUUCAUGCUCUUGAUCGACUUGACAGCCAUUGUAGGCAACGUGGCCAUUAUGACAGUCAUUAUCAAGACGCCAGCACUGAGGAAGUUUGUGUUUGUAUUCCACCUCUGUCUGGUGGAUCUCCUGGCUGCUCUCACCCUCAUGCCCCUGGCCAUGUUGUCCAGCUCAGCCUUUUUCGAUGGCACCAUCUUUGGGGAUGCCCUCUGCCGGGUCUACUUGUUCCUGAGUGUUUGCUUCACCACCAUGUGCAUCCUCUCAAUCUCAGCCAUUAAUGUUGAACGCUACUACUAUGUGGUACACCCCAUGCGUUAUGAGGUCAAGAUGACUGUAGGCCUGGUGGUCUGUGUACUCGUUGGGGUCUGGAUCAAGGCGGUAGUCAUGUCCAUCAUCCCCAUCCUGGGAUGGCUUUCCCAAGACCGCUUUGGUGGCUCCUCAGCAUACAGUGGACACAGCUGUACUUUGGAGUGGAGUCGGAGUGCCUACUGCAAAUUUUUUGUGGUCUUCUUUGCUACGUUCUACUUCCUCCUGCCAGUCUUCAUUAUUUUGGUUGUCUAUUGCAGCAUGUUCAAAGUAGCCAGGGUAGCUGCCAUGCAUCAUGGUCCACUUCCUACCUGGAUGGAUACCCCACGGCAGAGAUCAGAGUCUCUUAGCAGUAGAUCCACUAUGGUGACUAGCUCAGGAGCCCCUCGGACUACCCCCCAGAGGAUGUUUGGAGGAGGGAAGGCUGCCAUCAUCCUCCUAGCAGUGGGAGGCCAAUUCAUCUUCUGCUGGCUGCCAUAUUUCUCCUUUCACCUCUAUUCUGCACUGAGCUCCCAUUUCCCUGGCCGGCAGACAGAGAACGUGGUCACAUGGAUUGGCUACCUUUCCUUCACAUCCAACCCUUUCUUCUACGGGUGCCUCAACCGCCAGAUCCGAGGAGAGCUCAGCAAGCACCUCACGUGUUUCUUCAAGCAGCCACUGGAGGAGGACCUCAGGCUACCAAGUAGGGAAGGCUCCAUUGAGGAGAACUUCUUGCAGUUCCUGCAAGGGACGGGCUGCAAUGCUGAGGCAAGGAACACUUUCACCCACCCUAGUCCUAACAGGGACCAGCCUACCAUUGAUUUCCGGAUCCCGGGACAAAUUGCAGAGGAGACCUCAGAGUUCCUGGACCAGCAUAUGAACAGUGACAUCACUGUCUCUGACAGCUACAUCAGGGCAGCACGUUCACCCAGGUCUGAGCCGUAGCUGUUUUUGCGCUUGACAAUCUAGUUCUACUGGUGUGUGAAAUAAUGCAGAACAUAGCAGUGGAUGGGGGUAUUUAAUAAAUACGGCCAUGCCAUUGGAACCGUAACUCUUCAGCUCACUGC